Molecule: messenger RNA, 1137 nt
Organism: Geosmithia morbida
Lineage: Eukaryota; Fungi; Ascomycota; Sordariomycetes; Hypocreales; Bionectriaceae
Exons: 4
Coding region: 1-1137 (378 amino acids)
Source: RefSeq, a predicted model, not a curated record
AUGGCGGUUCCGGCCAUGCUUGAAGCCCGCGACGACUUACAUGCCAAUCGAGGCCCGGAACUGACGAGUACCACGAUAAUAGUUCUGGUACUAUCAUUUGUCUUUGUUGGGUUGCGUUUCUGGUCGCGCUAUAUCCGCACCGGGUAUGGUCUCGAUGACUGGCUGACGGUUGCCGCACUAGCUUUCGUUUGCGUUUGUUCUGGUCUUAACUUCGCCAGUAAGUUCAACUCUCAACAUAGAAGUGUCUCUGAUCUGACCAUUGCAGUGGUGAGCUAUGGGCUCGGUAAACAUGCCGCAAUUGUGCCCGCGGACGACCUGGUCAUGUUCUUGAAGCUCCUUCUAUCGUUCGAAUGCAUGUACGUCACGGCGGUCAUGUUUGUCAAGCUCUCUCUACUACAGAUGUACUUGCGCAUAUUUCCAGGUCGCCGUUUCAAGAUUUGGGCAGCUAUCAUUGCGGCCAUCGUUAUUGGAUGGUGGAUCUCCAUCGUCGCCGUCUCCGUCUUUCAAUGCAACCCGAUUAAAAAGGCCUGGUUUCCGUUGAUCGACGGUACGUGUAUCAAUCUCAAAGCCUCCUUCAUAGGCAAUGCGAUCCCGAACAUUGGAACAGACGUCGCCAUCCUGUGCAUGCCGAUGACGCAGAUAUGGAGGCUUCAUAUCAACCUUGCUCAAAAACUCUCCCUUUGUGUCAUGUUCCUUCUCGGAAGCUUAUUUACGACCAUCAUGCAAUUCGUACCGGCCGACACAACAUGGACGCUGGCGACCGCUUGUACAUGGUGUGUCGUUGAGGCAGCUUGCGGCACUAUUGCUGUUUGCUUGCCUACCUUGCGACCGCUCAUGCAACAGUUGACAGUCAAGUUCGACAGUAUGACGAAUAGCAAAGGAAAAAGCAGUGGUCGAGGAGAGACGCAACCGACGGAGCUCAUGACUAUUGGUGGAACCGGUGGCACGAAGAGCAGACAGAACUUUCAACGGUUGAACAACGAGUUCAACCUCGAAACUAACCAUCCCAACUAUUCCAACGAGGGCUCAACAACGGCACAGAAUUUUGGCCAAAACGACGCAAGCUCCGGGGACGAAGUUCCACUUCACAAGGAAGCAUGGGUUGCCACAACCGAGAGCCUGGGAGGCAAGAAGUAG